Gamsiella multidivaricata is the source of this 1668-nucleotide messenger RNA. Its product is annotated as IPP transferase-domain-containing protein. The record is from RefSeq and is a predicted model, not a curated record. Lineage: Eukaryota; Fungi; Mortierellomycota; Mortierellomycetes; Mortierellales; Mortierellaceae. Gene Ontology annotation, molecular function: tRNA dimethylallyltransferase activity. The coding region runs from base 1 to 1668 and encodes 555 amino acids. Gene Ontology annotation, biological process: tRNA modification. The transcript has 11 exons. Gene Ontology annotation, cellular component: mitochondrion.
AUGCAUAGAAAUUGUCUGGCAGUCGCACGGAAGACCCUGACCUUCAGUUCCAGACUUGAAUCUUCGUGGACAUCACUGCGAUCACCAAGGUUGAUCUACCUCAGUACGCAGGCUUCUUGGAAGCCACAGCAGAGCGCCCGUUUUAUGUACAGCACACUCAACAGAGCCAUGGAUCCAGGCGUGAUAGCGGUUAUUGGCACGACAGGAGUCGGGAAGUCCAACCUAUCGAUCCAGCUUGCCAAAGAACUGGAUGGUGAAGUUAUCAACGCGGAUGCACUGCAGGUCUAUAAAGGGCUGGACAUUAUCACCAACAAAAUGCCAAUGGACGAACGUGAAGGUAUCACCCACCAUCUUAUGGACUUUCUCCCUAUGGACCAAGAGUACUCUGUUCUCGACUUCAAAGCGGAUGCACUAGAACUGAUCAAACAGAUUCACGAUCGAAAGCAUAUGCCUAUUGUCGUCGGAGGCACCCAUUACUACAUUCAAUCGCUUUUAUGGCGCGACACGCUACUCGACACAAAAAAGAAUGUGGGCUCUUCGACCGAAAGACAAGUACAAGAACAGAAUGAUUCCAACGAAAAGUUUUUGCGGGAAUCCGAUACUUCUACAUUAUACAGGAAACUGCAGGAGGUAGACCCAAUCAUGGCCAACAAAUGGCACGAAAACGACAGAAGAAAGAUCACGCGGUCCCUGCAGGUCUUUUUUGAAACGGGCGAAUGUCAGAGUGACUUGAUCAAGAAACAGCACGCCUUACCAGACAACGAAAGAUUACGGAUGCCAUCGUGUAUAUUCUGGAUCUACUCAGCACCGGACGUAUUGAACGCACGCUUGGAUGCAAGAGUCGACACAAUGAUCAAGGGAGGUCUUUUUGAUGAAAUCAAAGGGAUGCGGAAAAGUGUUGGAUCGAAUACUGACUAUGAGCGCGGAAUCUGGCAAGCAAUCGGAUACAAAGAGUUCGAUCCGUACUUCACAGCCUUCGAGGAGGCUAUCAAAGACAAACAGCCUACUGACACCAAGGAACUGGAAGACCUAAAAGCCGAGUGCACAGAAACCAUGAAGGUCAGAACCCGACAGUACGCCAAGAGACAGGUACUCUGGAUCCGCAACAAACUGUUGCCGCUAUGUCGAGAGAAAGAAGUCAAAGUCUUUUUGCUGGACGCGACAUCGCUUGAUACUUGGAAGGAAAACGUUGGAAACGCCGCUGUCAAGAUUGCAAAAGAUUUCUUUGCUGGAAACGCACUCCCAAAUCCGGAAGACUUGAACCCGUACGCCAGAGAGAUGCUGACUGCACAACGCGAUCUUGACACUGUAGCUGCUCUGGAAUCAUGGGAAAAGAAAGAGUGUGACAUCUGCACUGGGAUGCAAAGAAUUAUGCAUGAAAAAUACGCCUCUGGCUCCAUAGAAUCCCUCCCACCCGUGAUUAUCCAUGGACCAACAGGAUGGGAACAGCAUCUUCGAUCCAAGCAGCAUCGGAAGAUGAGAACCAAUAAGGCAGAGAUGGAGCGCGACGGAUCCAAUUGGUGGUACUUCAAGGCUCAGGAGUAUAAGAAGCGGAAACGAGAGGGAACAUUGAACAAUGAGGUUGAGGUAAUAGGGGAACAUGACGGAGGGAGUCCAGCGAAAGUACGGAGGACAACCGAAACUACGAGUACGAGCGACACUAAGUAG